Molecule: messenger RNA, 5664 nt
Organism: Pseudophryne corroboree (corroboree frog)
Lineage: Eukaryota; Metazoa; Chordata; Amphibia; Anura; Myobatrachidae
Product: paternally-expressed gene 3 protein-like
Exons: 8
Coding region: 338-4693 (1451 amino acids)
Biological process (GO): regulation of transcription by RNA polymerase II
Cellular component (GO): nucleus
Molecular function (GO): RNA polymerase II cis-regulatory region sequence-specific DNA binding; DNA-binding transcription factor activity, RNA polymerase II-specific
Source: RefSeq, a predicted model, not a curated record
CUAUGAGACAGUGGGCGGGGCUGGUGGUUGAUCCCAUGCUCUAUACGGUGACCCGGAAACAGUGCCCCUUCCCUUCCUGUACACAGAGCUCCGCCCCCGGUCUCUUCCAGUAGUGUAGAAGACAUCUGGUGAGUGCGAGACACCCAGCAGCCAUCCUGGUGUGUCAGGUGGACUGAGCAGAACCCAAAACCCCAUCACGGUGCCUCCACCUCACUCACUGAUACAUGAGAGGCACAGUGACCAGAAGAUCCUGGAACUCGCCAACAAAAUCAUUCAGCUGCUGACUGGAGAGGAUAGGGAGUAUAUAGAGGAACACAGGGGUCUGUACAAGGACGUGAUGAUGGAGAAUCACCGGCCCCUCACAUCACUGGAUGGACCCAGUAACAGAGAUACCCCAGAGAGAUGUCCCCGUCCUCUGUAUUCCCAGGAUUGUACAGAGGAGAAUCACAGGAUCCCACAGGAGGAUCAGGUAGAACGUCUGUCUGAUAUUAAAACAGACGAUAUAGAGGAAGAAGAAGAGACGUAUAUGACUGAUAUGAAGGCUGAAGAUAUAGAGGGAGAAGAAGAGACGUAUGUGAGGGGUGAUCAGCAGUGUAAGGAGGAGGAGAUCCCUACAGAUAUCAGCACAGCAGAGGGACACACAAGCAGGAAUAUCUCAGAAGAACAUCUAAUGUUAUCCCUGGAUUCUGAAAUAACCGAUAAUGACAGUAGACAGGAUUAUCCAGGAGCUAACCCCAUUACCCCAAUUAUUCAUCCAGGUCUAUCAGCUGAUCCCCCUGAUCCUGGGAAAUGUUCUCCUGAUCACGCUUAUAUUGGUACAUCUGUUACAGCUCUAACAGUAGAUACAGUGUUUCCAUGUUCUAUAGAUGCCAAAUGUUUUACACAGAACACAAAGCUUCAUCAGCCAGCUAAGGCAGGUGAGAGGCCAUUUCCAUGUUCUGAGUGUGGGAAAUAUUUUACAUGCAAAUCAGCUCUUGUUACACAUCAGAGAAGACACACAGGUGAGAAGCCAUUUCCAUGUUCUGAGUGUGAGAAAUGUUUUGCAUGGAAAUCAAAUCUGGUUACACACCAGCAAAUUCACACAGGUGAGAAGCCAUUUCCAUGUUCUGAGUGUGAGAAAUGUUUUGCACGGAAAUUACAUCUUGUUAGACAUCAGCAAAGUCACACAGGUGAGAAGCCAUUUCCAUGUUCUGAGUGUGGGAAAUGUUUUGCACAGAAAUCAGAACUUGUUAUACAUCAGAAAAGUCACACAGGUGAGAAGCCAUUUCCAUGUACUGAGUGUGGGAAAUGUUUUGCACAUAAAUCAGACCUUGUUAAACAUCACAGAAGUCACACAGGUGCAAAGCCAUUUCCAUGUUUUGAGUGUGGGAAAUGUUUUGCAAUCAAAUCAGAUCUUGUUAAUCAUCAGAGAAGUCACACAGGUGAGAAGCCGUUUUCUUGCUCUGAGUGUGGGAAAUGUUUUUCCUGGAAAUCACUACUUGUUAUACAUCUGCGAAGUCACACAGGUGAGAAUCCAUUUCCAUGUUCUGAGUGUGGGAAAUGUUUUCAACACAAAUCACAUCUUGUUACACAUCAAAGAAUUCACACAGGUGAGAAGCCAUUUCAAUGUUCUGAGUGUGGGAAAUGUUUUAUCCAGAAAUCACAACUUGUUAUACAUCAGGGAAGUCACACAGGAGAAAGGCCAUUUCCAUGUUCUGAGUGUAGGAAAUGUUUUACAAACAAAUCGCAUCUUGUUAGACAUCAGAGAAGUCACACAGGUGAGAGGCCAUUUUCAUGUUCUGAGUGUGGGAAAUGUUUUGCACGGAAAUCAGUACUUGUUGAACAUCACAGAAGUCACACAGAUGAGAAGCCAUUUCCAUGUUCUGAGUGUGGGAAAUGUUUUGCACACAAAUCAGAUCUUGUUAUACAUCAGAGAAGUCACACAGGUGAGAAGCCAUAUUCCUGUUCUGAGUGUGGGAAAUAUUUUGCACAGAAAUCAUAUCUUAUUACACAUCAGAGAAGUCACACAGGUGAGAAGCCAUAUUCCUGUUCUGAGUGUGGGAAAUAUUUUGCACAGAAAUCAUAUCUUAUUACACAUCAGAGAAGUCACACAGGUGAGAAGCCAUUUUCUUGCUCUGAGUGUGGGAAAUGUUUUAUACGGAAAUCACAACUUGUUACACAUCAGCGAAAUCACACAGGUGAGUGGCCAUUUCCAUCCUCUUGUUAUGAAAUGGUCGGCAAUAUGCAGAUCUCCAGCAGGCCUGGCAGGCUCGGACUCUCCAUCACGGGUUGCAAUGUUGGACUCUCCAGCAGGCCUGGCUGGGACUCUCCAGCAGGCCUGGCAAGCUCGGACUCUCCAUCACGGGUUGCAAUGUUGGACUCUCCAGUAGGCCUGGCAAUGUGGGACUCUCCAGCAGGCAUGGCAAUGUCGGACUCUACUUCACGCGUUGCAAUGUCUGAUUCUCCAACAGGCGUUGCAAUGUUGGACUCUCCUGUAGGCUUAGCAAUGUCAGACUCUCCAGCAGGCCUGGCAAUGUCGGACUCUCCAGCAGGCAUGGCAAUGUCGGACUCUACUUCACGCGUUGCAAUGUCUGAUUCUCCAACAGGCGUUGCAAUGUUCGACUCUCCAGUAGGUCUGGCAAUGUGGGACUCUCCAGCAGGCAUGGCAAUGUCGGACUCUACAUCACGCGUUGCAAUGUCUGAUUCUCCAGCAGGCGUUGCAAUGUUGGACUCUCCAGUAGGCCUGGCAAUCUCGGGCUCCCCAGCACGCAUUGCAAUGUCGGACUCUCCAGCAGGACUGCCAGUAUCGGACUCUCCAUCACGCGUUGCAAUGUGGGACUCUCCAGCAGGCAUGGCAAUGUCGGACUCUUCAUCACGCAUUGCAAUGUCUGAUUCUCCAGCAGGCAUUGCAAUGUUGGACUCUCCAGCAGGCAUGGCAAUCUCGGACUCUGCAGCACGUGCUGCAAUGUGGGACUCUCCAGCAGGCCUGGCAAGCUCGGACUCUCCAUCACGGGUUGCAAUGUCAGACUCUCCAACAGGUCUGGCAAUGUGGGACUCUCUAGCAUCCCUGGCAAGCUCGGACUCUACAUCAUGCGUUGCAAUGUCUGAUUCUCCAACAGGCGUUGCAAUGUUGGACUCUCCAGUAGGUCUGGCAAUGUGGGACUCUCCAGCAGGCAUGGCAAUGUCGGACUCUACAUCACGCGUUGCAAUGUCUGAUUCUCCAACAGGCGUUGCAAUUUUCGACUCUCCAGUAGGCCUGGCAAUGUGGGACUCUCCAGCAGGCAUGGCAAUGUCGGACUCUACAUCACACGUUGCAAUGUAUGAUUCUCCAGCAAGCAUUGCAAUGUUGGACUCUCCAGCAGGCAUCGCAAUCUCGGACUCUACAGCACGUGCUGCAAUGUCGGACUCUCCAGCAGGCCUGGGACACACAAGCAGGAAUAUCUCAGAAGGACAUCUAAUGUUAUCCCCGGAUUGUGACAUAAAAGAUAAUGUCAGUAGACAGGAUUCUCCAGGAGAUAACCCCAUUACCCCAAUUAUACAUCCAGCUCUAUCAGCUGAUCCCUCUGAUCCUGGGAAAUGUUCUUCUGAUCACUCUGAUAUUGGUGCAUCUGUUACAGCUCUGACAGUAGAUACAGUGUUUCCCUGUUCUAUAGAUGCCAAAUGUUUUACACAGAACACAAAGCCUAUUAACCCACACACAGGUAAGGCAGGUGAAAUACCACUGAUAUGUUCUGAGUGUGGGAAAUGUUUUACACUGAAAUCACAUCUUGUUGUACAUCAGCGAAGUCACACAGGUGAGAAACCAUUUCCAUGUUCUGAGUGUGGGAAAUGUUUUACACUGAAAUCACAACUUGUUGCACAUCAGCGUAGUCACACAGGCGAGAAGUCAUUUCCGUGUUCUGAGUGUGGGAAAUGUUUUGCACACAAAUCAUAUCUUGUUACACAUCAAAGAAGUCACACAGGUGAAAGGCCAUUUUCUUGCUCUGAGUGUGGGAAAUGUUGUUUAUUUGAAUCACGUCUUGUUAUACAUCAGCGAAGUCACACAGGUGAGAAGCCAUUUUCUUGCUCUGAGUGUGGGAAAUGUUUUGCACACAAAUCAGCUCUAGUUAGACACAACAGAAGUCACACAGGUGAGAAGCCAUUUUCUUGUUCUGAGUGUGGGAAAUGUUUUACACAAAAAUCACAUUUUGUUACACAUCAGCAUCGUCACACAGGUGAGAAGCCAUUUUCUUGCUCUGAGUGUGGGAAAUGUUUUACAUCUAAAUCACAACUUGUUACACAUCAGCUAUGUCACACAGAUGAGAAGCCGUUUUCUUGCUCUGAUUGUGGGAAAUAUUUUACACGGAAAUCACAACUUAUUACACAUCAGAGAAGUCACACAGGUGAGAAGCCAUUUCCAUGUUCUGAAUGUGGGAAAUGUUUUGCACACAAAUCAGAUCUUGUUAAACAUCAGAGAACUCACACAUGUGAGAAUCCAUUUCCAUGUUCUGAGUGUGGGAAAUGUUUUAGCCAGAAAUCAAGUCUUGUUACACAUCAGAGAAGUCACACAGGUGAGAAGCCAUUUUCCUGUUCUGAGUGUGGGAAAUGUUUUGCACGGAAAUCAGUUCUUAUUAAACAUCAGCGAAGUCACACAGGUGAGAAGCCAUUUCCAUGUUCUGAGAAAUCAGCUCUUAUUGCACACAAUAGACAUCACUCAGGUGAGGAACCAUUUUAAUCUUCUGCAGUAUACUCAUCAUUGCCAUGCGUUCUUCAAGGUUUUUAUCCUAUCUUCUAUGCUUUUUGCAAUAUACAUGUUACCGCAGUGUGAAAUAAUCAGAUGUCAUGCCCUCAUCUACUGCUAUGCAGAUGACCUGUCUUUUGCUCCGGGUACUGAGAACCCAGUACCAUUCCUAAAUGGUUGUCUAGCUGAGCUCCAGGUGUGGGUGAUGCCAGUUGGCUGUGACUCAGUCCUGGUGAAACAGGUUCUUAUGAUAGAUGCUCACCAACAAAGGGCAGGGCUACAACUCAGCUUUGCAAACCAACCAGACUUACGCUUGGGGGUUCAGAGUUACAAAAUGCUGAUCCUGUGCGGAAUCUUGGUGUACUGGAUGGUGGAGUGACACUUAGACAUCAGGUAUCUGCCACAAUCAGAUCCUUAUGUGAGGAACAUAGCCAGACUCCAGCACUUAUUUCCCUCAGAAGAUCUACCUACAGUAAUACAUGCACUUGUAUCAUCACGCAUAGAGUACUGCAAUGUCCUCUACCUGGGUCUCCCAGCAAAAUAAUUGCACCGUUUGUAGCUUGUACAGAAUGCAGCAGCCAGGCUGUUACCUAACCAGCUCGUUCCUGCCACAUAACACCCAUUCUCUACUCCCUUCACCGGCUGCCUGUAAGAUGGGGACUCUAUUACAUAAUCUUACUGACUCUCCCAAUCCUACAUGACCAGGGUCCAUGGUACCAGAAGCAGCUUCUGCCUCCUUACUGCCCAGCUUGCUUCCAUCUGCAGAUGGACUAUUACCAGCAGUGCCAAAAAUCCCCAAGAAGUUCUGAGAUGCCAGGGAUGAGACAGGGUUGUGGUACUAGUGCUGUAGCGGGGGCUGCUGGAGGCACUGUCUUUGGGUAAUAUUGUCCCCAAGCAGUGCUAAGGUGUCAGAGGGGGAGACAGGGCAGUGACAGUAUUGGGGGAGACAGGGAGGUGGCAGUAGU